AUGGAUUAUACUUGCAAAGUUUGUUCGAAGAAGUUCACUCAACUGAGAAAUUUGACUCGCCAUGAAAAGACUACUCAUGGAGAGGAGAAGUUUGUUUGUGAACAUUGCGACGAGUCUUUUAAACGAAAGGAUGCUGUAAAGCGACAUGAAAGACACCACCAAAGCGCCGAUACUCAUACCUGCACCAACUGUAGAAAAAGCUUUUACCGUCGUGAUAAAUUGGUGGAGCAUCAAAUUCUCCGUCAAGGGAAUCCAUUGAAAAGAAGACCUGACGAAAAUGACAGUGGCGAACCAGAUAAUCACGUCGAAGAAGAUAACCCAUGUAGUUCGACAACAGCUUUUGAAGAUUUCUUGAAGAAAAUCGAGUUGAAACCGCGGAAGGAUCAGAAACAGGACAUAUCUCACUUCUUACGCGGCAAGACAGACUCCAUUCUGAAUCACCUUUCCAAAGAGCUGGUAAAGCAAAGAGGUAUCAAAUGGUUCAUAAGCAUUAAAGUACGGUUCAUCAAACCUAAACGUGAUGGUGAAGAUGUGGCCACCGAACCCCACUUUCGUAGUCAUUGUAUGAGAACAGUAAGCCAGCAUGAAAUCGAGAGUCAACUAACUGAAGCCAAACAGAAAACCAUUCAGUCCUUAGUAUUAUUUCAAAAAGAAGGAAGCGGUUGGAUAUUAGACGAGAUCCUUCAUCUUGACUUGAGUAUCGCUCAGUAUUCUCCAGUUAAAGGAUCCAGUUAUAUCCCUCUACCCAGCAAACUAAAGACUAAGAAAGCUAUCAUAAACGUGAAGAAUUCUGAUAACAAAUGUUUCAUGUGGUUUAUCCUCGCCGCUCUGCACCCAGUGAAACUGAAUGCGGAAAGAUUGCAUCAUUAUUAA
This is a messenger RNA of Dendronephthya gigantea, 873 nucleotides long. Its product is annotated as PR domain zinc finger protein 10-like. Bases 1 to 873 code for a protein of 290 amino acids. The record is from RefSeq and is a predicted model, not a curated record. The transcript is spliced from 2 exons. Lineage: Eukaryota; Metazoa; Cnidaria; Anthozoa; Malacalcyonacea; Nephtheidae.